CCCCUUUUUUUUUUCCGCACACACACUUGCCAAGAUGAACUCUUUCGUGUGGGAAAACGUCGACACGCUGCUCAAGAAGCCCCCUGUUGUGGUGCCCGAGCCUAUCCCGCCUACCUUGCAUCAUCCCGAGGCUUUGACUCACAAUGGUCAUCUCAUCCUGUGGAUCGUCUUUGGCCUCUUCUCCGUCGGAACCGUGGCUUCCUUUGCCGUGACUUACCGCGAGCCUUAUCGUCGUCGCUUCUUGCCUUCUCUUGGUCUCCUGGUCAACAUUAUCGCCACGAUUGCCUACUUUUGCAUGGCCUCUGGAAUUGGCGGCACCAUCGUUCACUCUGGUGGACCUCGUUCUGCCAAGCGAGAGGUCCUCUACGCUCGCUACAUCGACUGGCUCUUCACCACUCCCCUUCUGCUUACCGAGCUGACCUUUUUGGCCGGUCUUCCCGCCGCCGAGAUUGCCAGCACUGUGGUGGCCGAUGUGAUCAUGAUUGUCACUGGUCUCUUGGCAGCUCUGCACCCUUCCCUUCGUUACCGAUGGGGACUGUUCACCUUCUCCCUGCUCGCUUUCCUCUUUGUGCUCUACUCGCUCGUGGGCAAUGCCAGAUCCAACGCUUUCCUGCGCGGCAACAAGGUCGGAACGCUCUACAACUACUUGUCAGGCGUGCUUGUCGUUGCCUGGUCUGCGUACGUCGUUGUUUGGGCUCUUGGCGAGGGUACGGGCAUCAUCUCUGCCGACUCCGAGGUGCUCGCCUAUGGCAUUCUCGAUGUCCUCGCUAAGCCGGUGUGGGGCCUUGCACUUGUGCUCGCUCUUCCCACGGAGGCUGAGGUACUGCUGCCAGCUUGGGCUGCCACCCCCGGUGGCGGCUACGGUGCUGUUGCUUCUAGCGAGACGGCAGCCUAAGCUUCACACUGCGCUCCACGACAGUGGGACAGCGAAAUCUGCCGAGAAUUUCCGACGCAAUCUUCUUGUUCGCGGUUUUUUCUCUUCUUUUUGCCUGGCAUCUGCAAAGCAAGUGGAAGCUGAUCACGUCGGGAGUGCACUCUGCUUUCUUCUUUUCUUCUCACUGAAUUUCUGUUCAAAAGGAGCAGUCGUCCCGCUGUGGACAGCUCUUCGCUUCGACCCGCCUCCGCGAACUUUACUUCAACGUAUGUGUAUCACGAUGCUUUCUCAAAUAAGCGAGACUUUGAACGCGUGCUGUCUUAUCAGGCAAGCGAUGAUGCAGCUGCGACUUCGGCGCUAAGAGCAUCCUCGUUAGACAUCGUGUGUUUGUGGCAGUGUGGAGUUUGCUCGUCUCUUUGUCGAGAAGGUGAGAGCCAGUGCGACGAGACGAUGUGCUCGGGGGAA
Ceraceosorus guamensis is the source of this 1339-nucleotide messenger RNA. RefSeq names its product family A G protein-coupled receptor-like protein. Gene Ontology annotation, biological process: monoatomic ion transport. Gene Ontology annotation, cellular component: plasma membrane; endoplasmic reticulum. The record is from RefSeq and is a predicted model, not a curated record. The coding region runs from base 35 to 895 and encodes 286 amino acids. The transcript is spliced from 7 exons. Gene Ontology annotation, molecular function: monoatomic ion channel activity. NCBI's taxonomy places the organism in Eukaryota, Fungi, Basidiomycota, Exobasidiomycetes, Ceraceosorales, Ceraceosoraceae.